UCCACACGAGGGCAGAGUGGAGCUGCAGUGCGCUUUCAGAAACGUAUAGAAGAACGGAAACCACUGCACAGCGUUUGCAACGGCGAUAUAGUAAAAUGAAUUAUUUUGAUGCAUUCGCGUUCCAGUAACCACAAGGGUGGAAAGGAUUAUUUCUCUGUUAAACGUCUUUUUUUAUUAGCUAGCGUCCUUGCAGCCGGAAGUUUGGGUCUUGUUUCUAAGGAAGUAGCAUGUUUUUGACUUCCUGCAAAGACUUUGAAAUGAAGAGGCAGGAGUUGGAGAACAGAAUCGUCAUUUUACAGGCUCGUGUUAGAGGUUACCUUGUCAGAAAGAAGUUAUCAAGUUUGCGUGAGGAAUAUGAAAACAUUGUGAGAGAAAUAGAGGGAGACUUGGCCCUGCUAGAGUGGUGCGGAGAGACGAUACAGAGACCUGUAUUUGUGAACAAGAAAAGGGCAGUGUCACAAGCCACCAGCUGUACAGCUGCGGAGGAGCCUGCAGAAGACCACAGCAGUGCUGCUCGCACUAACAAAACAACAUGCAGGACUUCAGAAAUGUUACAGCCCGAAAGAGACACCGACGGAGCGACGCUCUUUGCUGUCGAACAGCAUCCCCGUGAAGAGAGAGCGGUUCCUGAGCUCCUCAGUGAGGGAGCACGGCACGUACCGGAGUCUGCCUCUGCGAGUGUGUCUGAGCUUUCAGGUUCAGCAGAGGAGGAGGAGAGAGACUUGAGGAGUUGCACUGAUUUGACGUCUGUGUGGAAUAGCACAACUCAGGACUCCGGCUCCAGUGUUAUCCACAAGGACUCUCUCUGCAGAACACAGAGCAAGGAAAUGCCAAAGUCCAAAGAAGGCCUGCGGCUGUACAGAAGUAACCUGGCUAUGGAGCUACUGUGGCUGCAGCAGGCAAUCGCAAGUCGAAAAAAAUAUUUGUCCCUGAAGCAAACCCUGGGAACUCCAGAGCGAUAGAGGGGUGUUGUACAUGUGUGGGUGUUUCAAUUGCCCCCUCUCAGAUACAUCCUACUCUGCAAAGGACUGCUGACAGUGUGUCAGUGUGGUUUCCAGACACUGCAAGACGUUUGGAAUUGCGAUUUCUGGAGCUUUCCAAGCCAUUAUUUAACUAUGGUUGCCGAAGCAAGAUGUUACAGCCUUGACCUUUUGGAAACGGUCAACAUGGGAGCUCUAGUUCAAACACUCAAGCUGUCUCGUACCCUUCAAGUUGGUUACGCCCCGCUCUCCUAGUCUAGCUGUGUUGUGUCUCUGAACAAUAUGUGAAAACAACACACAAAUUAACAGUAAGAUGUGUAUAAAACCUUAAUGAUGUCAUUGUUACUUAACUUUCUGGUGUCUGUUUGUAUAGUGUAUGCAAUCCUAGCACAUCAUAUUUUACACAAAUAUAGUGUCACCCGCUGUAUUUUGAUAUAUGUUAUGUCUACCAUUAAUGUUUUUGUAAGAAAUGACAAAUAAAUCUCAGUGUAUAUUUUUCCAAAA
This is a messenger RNA of Acipenser ruthenus (sterlet), 1484 nucleotides long. Its product is annotated as IQ domain-containing protein C-like. The record is from RefSeq and is a predicted model, not a curated record. Lineage: Eukaryota; Metazoa; Chordata; Actinopteri; Acipenseriformes; Acipenseridae. Gene Ontology annotation, molecular function: protein binding. The coding region runs from base 228 to 962 and encodes 244 amino acids. The transcript has 5 exons.